Messenger RNA from Chiloscyllium plagiosum (whitespotted bambooshark), 1016 nucleotides. The record is from RefSeq and is a predicted model, not a curated record. NCBI's taxonomy places the organism in Eukaryota, Metazoa, Chordata, Chondrichthyes, Orectolobiformes, Hemiscylliidae.
CAGCGCGCCUUUCAGACUCAGCUCGUUAACAGUCCUCCACUAUCCCAGCAACCACCGCGUUCAGGGUCUUCCCCUGUCCCAGCAAACACCGCGCAGCUAGGUCCUCCUCGGUCCCAGAAUACCACUAACCGGAAGCCCUCUGGCCCUCCGUCAUGUGUGUGACAGAAACCACCUUCCCCGACGCCUUUCUCCUUCAGGCGGGUUCCGGGAAACGCCUCCUCCUGCUACAGGGGACGGCCAGAAGCUGCUGAGAGAAUAAACAGCCGCUCCCUCCGCCAGGCCCAGCCUGCGGAGCUUGUCUCAGUGUCGAAGGGAGAGGGAGUAGCUGACAGGUCUGGGGGGGGGGGGUUACCGAGUGGAACCUCCCCCCAGGGGAGUGGUCACCAUGAAGCCCAGUGAGACGGAGAUGCUGAGGGGUGAGCUGGUUCAGUUGAAUGUUCCUAUCAUUCAGCAAUCCUUUCACUGGGACUGUGGACUCGCCUGCUCCAGGAUGGUCCUGCAAUAUCUCCAUCCUGUGAGUGACGAGGAAUUCCAGACAGCCUGUUGGAGAUUACAGCUCAGUGAAAGUGUCUGGACAAUAGAUCUGGCUUACCUGAUGCAGCAAUUUGGUGUUAUGCACAGAUUCUGCACACAGACACUGGGAGUUGACAAGGGCUAUCGAUACCAGGUGAGCUGUUCACUGUUCCUCACAUGCACUGAACAUAAUGGCAGGAUCAAAAUUUCGAUUGAUUUGUUGAACAGGGUCUUGUAUCACAGGAUUCACAAGAAACAGAAGGUGCUCAUUGUUUCUGCAGUCAUUUCCUAGUGCCAAUCCCCCACUUUUUGCCCAUAUACUUGCACACAUUUUGUAUUCAAAUAAUCAUCCAAAGCCCUCUUGAAUGCCGCAAUUCGACAUGCAUCAUCACAUUUCCAGGCAUAAUUUUUACUUUUCACAUCUUUUCACUCCCCAGUUGCCUGGAUGAGUGACUUAAGAAGGUAGAAACAAUGACUGCAGAUGCUGGACACAAGAUUCUGGA